GACUUGGUUGGCAAAAUUCUGCCAGAUGAGCCCUGCGACUUUGAGAAAGCUUUGCGCAUUGAGGUGCUUAAAAUCACUCAAAGGGGCGGGCCGGUCCUCACUCCGGACUCAUCCACCAAGGACGCCAGCGCUGGAUCUCCAGUCAAGAAGGACAAGGUGACCACUUCUGUCAGAUGUCGCUGCAAGUUAAUCAUCUGUCGCGCGCCACGUCCAGAAGAACUUCGGAUCCUCUACUGUGAUAGCCAAAUCUGCACUGUCAAGGUGCCGUCAGAUGCUGACGGGGGUCGCCGGAUGGCUCGGAUCUACCUCACCAAGCCUUUCCAUAUUCCCGCGGAGAAGAUCUAUGUUCUUCGAGAGGACGACGAUCUCUUCACCUUGGAAGACUCUUACUUUAUCUCUGUCGAGUUGGAAUCAGCUGGCGACCCGAACUGGCCUCCGCAAGCUCUCCUUGCCAAGGAGCAGCGAGAUGACGCCAAGGACGCAGGAAAGCGCUGGGUUCUAUCGGCCCAGACAACAUACCAAUUUGACAAGCACCGGACAACAGCGCCCGUGAAGCUCAGGAGAAAGGUCGGCUUCGAGGCCGAUGCUGGUUUGGAUUUAGACAUCGAUCUGAGAUGGUCAACCAACCAUGCAGGCGCGCCUCUGCGCUCAAGGCCACUCGAGUCGCCUUCAGAGGCGAAGGCAGCAGCAAGCGGUGCUCUAGAACCACUCACGAGUGGCCAACUCAAUCAGAGCGCUGAGACUGAGAACAUCAUGCAUGCAGGGGAUGGUCACGAACCACCACCGGAUGAAGAUUUUGACGAGACUGGAGAAGCAGUCACGCCAACACGAGCUCUAAGACAGAAGAAGAAGCAGAUUUACAACCUCAAAGCAUUGAGCGACAAAGCCCGCGGGAAGGGCCUGAAGGAACGGAAACAGCAAGUCAAGGUCACAGAGAGUGGCGUCGAGGCGGGACGCGUGACCUGGGUGCUUCCACAACUCGGUCAAGUCACGACGGCUGACUUCGGCUGCAUUCGAUGCUAUGCCACGCAUCCAUCUCAGGCAUUGCUUCUGCAGCACACCGAGGAUCACCCGGAAUUCAAGUUCAGGCUCGACUUGAGUGGGAAGCACGGCAUGAGGAUCUUGAUAUCACAACAUGGCCAACCCACACCAGAGCCAGAAGAUGCGGAAAGUGAGCCGGCACGGGAGAUGACUCCGCGGAAACAGCCCAAGCCUCGCGUAUCGCAUCAGAAGCAGCGCUUGCUUCCUGUGAAGCCAAAGGAUCCUAGGCAGCUGAUCCCGGACAACAAGCAACCGCUCUACAACCGCGUGACAAAGGCAACGCUUGCACCUGGGGCCUUGAUAGAACCACCACCCGUGGACGACUCGUGGCUGAUGCAAAAACAUCGGGAUGUUAUUCUUGACUACAGCGACGUGCAUGCAGAGGAGAAGGAGUACAUCUGCGAGUGGGAUGCGUUUGUCUUGAAGCAGCGUAUCACCGAGCCUCACCUUCAGAAUGUCUACCUGAGCUUCAUCGAGGAGAAGGCGUCCUGGCUCACUUCACGGCAAAGUCGCAUGAUAGAGUUUGCCAAGCAUCUCACUUAUCUGAAGGCCCGGAACUCAUUGACACAGGAGACGAUCAUCAAAGCAUUUGCAAUGUUGCGAGACGCAAAGGCGGACGCGCAGGAGGUUCCGUCUGAGGAGCCAAAACCGGCGUCACCAAGGGUUGAAGGCAGGAGGUCUGCGUCAGGUUGUGGCGUGUGCGGUCAGCAAGUCCGUGGCCCUUCGACGCUGAUAUGUGAUAAUGAGGUACGUUUCUAUAUUGAGGUGUGGUGUGCAAUUUGGCUAAAUGAUAUCGCAGGAUUGCGAUCGACCCUUUUACCACGACGACUGUAUCCGCUCGGAGGCGAAAAUGCCUGUAAGCAGUCGCCGAUGGCGGUGCAAUGGAUGCCACGAGGACGCGAUGGUGGUCGAUUGAGAGUACGCACCAAGCGCAACAUAUCAUCUACUAUGGUGCAGGACAAGGCUAGUGAGGGCGACGAAUAUGAUGCCAGAUACACGACCCACAGGAGGACUGGCUACGCAUCAACGAGAUCAGGGCCGUGGAAGCUAACAUCCUGGCACGCCUACCGGCUGAAUGGAGAGGGAGGUGUGGCAUGAGAUGGAGCCUGGUCACUUGAUGCUUGGAAGGGCAAGCUCAAGUUUAAAUACAGAUUUAUGUCGUAAAGGGGGAAAGCUCUCGUGCAUACCAUUAGAGCGUUGGCACCGAGUACAGGGGCGCAGCACAUGCAGACAGGUGCUCUCUGGGAUGACGUGGUGCGAACUAUUUUCGAAGACACUUUCGACGGUGCUGGGCCGGGGCUCUUUGACCGUCGACAGUCAAUGCAAUAUACCAUCAUACAGUCGUCCAUGGAGCUCCUACACGAGAGUCUGGAUGACGGCGCCUCUUGAUGUUUAUGGAGAGCAAGCUACAUAGAGAGAGAAUGGGACAUGAUUUAGUGAGGCAACAAUAUUGCAUGCAGCGGAUAUGCAUUCAGUAGUCACACCUAGGAUGAUUGCCCAUAAUUUUCAUGUAACGUUUAUAA
Molecule: messenger RNA, 2564 nt
Organism: Microdochium trichocladiopsis
Lineage: Eukaryota; Fungi; Ascomycota; Sordariomycetes; Xylariales; Microdochiaceae
Exons: 2
Coding region: 292-2139 (615 amino acids)
Source: RefSeq, a predicted model, not a curated record